Molecule: messenger RNA, 2155 nt
Organism: Scylla paramamosain (green mud crab)
Lineage: Eukaryota; Metazoa; Arthropoda; Malacostraca; Decapoda; Portunidae
Exons: 5
Coding region: 259-759 (166 amino acids)
Source: RefSeq, a predicted model, not a curated record
GACGAGGAGGAAGAGAGUGAAGAGUCACAAGAGGAGGAGGAAGGUGGAAAGAAAGAGGAAGGAGAGGAGGAGGAGGAGGAGGAGGAGGAGGAAGAUGGAGAAGGAAAGGAGAAAGAUAAGAAGGAAGGCAAUGUAGAAUGGAGGCGUCCUUGGUUUAUGUUUCAGUAAAGCCCCGUAUUCUUGUCAUGGCAAUGUAGAAUGGAGGCGUCCUUGGUUUAUGUUCAGUAAAGCCCUGUAUUCUUGUCAUGGCAAUGUAGAAUGGAGACGUCAUUGGUCACAUACUGUUCUAAUGUAUGUGCACUUGCCACGCUGUUCACCAGGCAAAAGGCGUUGCAGAAAGAGCGCGAGAUCACUGUGUUGUGGGAGAAGACAGAGUCCCUUAGUGGUCAGCUGGUGACGGUCCACAACCACAGCCACUUUGAAGAGAAUGGCCUGAGCCACGACCACCUUGCUCAAGAAAAUAUCACGUUGACAGAGCUGAUUAAACAACUAGAAGAUAACCUCAAACUUUCAAAGAUAGAAAUAAAAAACAUCACAAGACAGAAUAGUGAGCUGCAUGCACUUAUCACAGAGUAUAAAGUCACUCCCUCAGAGGAAAAAGACAAGGAUGGCACGUCUUCAUGUGAGAACUCAGAAGCUAAAUGUACAGAUACCAAGGGGAAAUUGCUGGGUCAAGUGGCUACACUGACAUCUGAGGUUAGCAGGUUGGAGAGUGAGUGCAGCAGUCUUCAGGUUCAGCUAGACUGUGAGAGGGGAUAAGUAUAACAAACUGCUGGGAGAAUCUUUUGCUCAUGAAAAGUUGUCUGAAGAUGUCAUAACUGAACCAAAAGGAGAAACAACAGGAUUGGGAGGAACUGAGCUUUAACAGAAGCUGCAACAACUGCAGGAGGCUCACAGGGUCCUGGAGAGCAGGUUAACUUGCAGCAUGAAGGAGGUGGCAGAUUAGUGAUUUCUGCUGCAUCUCACACACUUCUUAUUCAAUUGCUUGCAGGAUUUGAUAUCAAAGCUGGUGCAGGAAAAGGAAGCAGAUCAUGACCUUCAGCAGCUCGAGAAGAUAAGCAGCGUCCUUAUAUAUAUGUUAUAUAAAUAUGUUCCUUUCACUAUAAUAUAUUAUAUGUAUUAAAAACUGCAUGGAAUACUACUGUAUUCCAUGCACUUUGUAUUCCAUGUAUUCCAGCCACUCAGUCCUCCUACUGAGUGGCUGGGGUUUUCCAAAAGUGAGGGUUGGUGUUCUAUACCAUACCAUGUGCCCUGUUUGUAUUCCUUCUCUAUCCUCUGUAUUAUAUUCUAUGUAAAGAUGGUGCUGGGGUGGGAUCUACUUCUUAUUCCCUAAAAGUGAUGAGGAGUGACACUGGGCAGCAUUAAUUUGCUCCCUUAGAGAUGGCUGGGUUCCUGUGGAUGAGUGGGCCAUGCUGUGCUUUGUCAAGGAUGGUGUUUGGUAUUGUGAUGACUCUUGCCACAAUCAAGUGUCUCCCACAGAGUAGUGGAGUUACCUAUGUAUGGUGUUGACCCAAGCUGUCCAGGUCUCAUCCAAUGCCUUAAUAUGAUUUAGAUGAUCAAAAUGGUUUAACUCACCAUUUAAUCAGCUGACUGAUUUGAAUGGAGAAGUAUGUAAUGUGUUGUAGCCUAACCAUCCCUGCCAGCAUGGUCAGACUCUUGGUAGUAACCUGAAAUGCUCCUAGGUAGUGAGUAUCAUUGCACAUAAUGAUCUUUACUUUGUCAGUAAUUCAAUGAUACUGAAUAUUACUGUACUGGAUUUUGCUCAGCACUGCUUGGUAACUUUUGGCCAUAAUCCCAGGUCUGGAAUGAUAUGAAGCCAUGUUUUUACAUUCCAUAUGAGACAGGCAAGCACUAUGCUUUGCCUGACUGAUACCUGUACUUUGCAUUUAUGACCCCAGGUAGUUCAUCACUCUCUCUCUCUCUCUCUCUCUCUCUCUCUCUCUCUCUCUCUCUCUCUCUCUCUCUCUCUCUCUCUCUCUCUCUCUCUCUCUCUCUCUCUCUCUCUCUCUCUCUCUCUCUGUUUGGAAUUAUACUGUAUAUUAGGAAAUAUCAUUAAAGAGUGUGUGUGUAAAAAGUGUUUGCAUUAUUGUGCAUUUGAUGUUGGUUUCAUGAUUUAUAAAGAUUGCUAUUUUUAAUAAAGUUAUUGAAAUUGUUA